AUGGAGAUCCCACUCACUGAUAUACUAUCGAAUACCAACAAUUUUGCUAAAACACACCUUAUUAGGUCAGGCGCCAAUGGAGAGCUGUACAAAGCAGAACUUGACCAUUUUGAUAGCAAAAAGUUCUUGUCGUUUGAAAAGAAGAAUGAAGGCGAACUUCCCAAAAAACGCAGCAUUGUAGCUAUAAAACGCAUUUUGAAUAAAGAAGGAGAAAAAAGGUUCCAUGCAGAAAUUGAAAUGCUUAGUAAUUGUAAGCAUCCCAAUAUAGUCUCUCUUCUUGGCUUCUGUGAGGAAGAUGGUCAUAUGAUACUUGUCUAUGAGCAUGCUUCUAAUGGAAGCCUUGAUGAUUAUUUGGGAAGCACCUGUAACUUGACUAAUCUUACUUGGGUGCAACGUAUAAAGAUCUGCAUCGAUGUAGCACGCGGAUUGAAUUACCUUCACCAGAAGGUAGAUGUUGAACUGAGGAUGAUACUCUUUUAUAUAAAAAGCGGUAACAUUCUGUUAGGUGAGAAUUGGGAGGCGAAGAUAGCUGGUUUUGGGCUCUCCAAAAUCCACCCUGAGGAUCAACAAUUGAAUGCUCUUUAUACAAAAGAGAUUGCAGGCAUACACGUAUAUUUGGAAAAUGAAACAAAUAUUUACUCAUUUGGCGUCGUAUUAUUUGAGGUCCUUUCUGGGAGGCUUGCCAAUGAUCCAAUUUACACAAUCGAAAAUAGUCAAGGGAUUGGCCCCAUUGCACGACGACGCUUUAAUGAGGCAACGGUAAAGGACAUGAUAGAUCCUAGAUUAAUGGAAGAAAUUCAUGGAAAUUUUACAACUCUAAACAGAGGAACAAAUGAAGAUUCUAUGGAUGCAUUUUUAAAAAUUGCAUAUCAAUGUCUGACAGAAACUCCAACCCAUCGUCUAACACCAGAAGUCAUCGUCCGGAAACUUGAGGAAGCAUUAUAUAUUCAAGAAAACAUCAAGGACCACCUCAAAUUUUCAUUUGAGGACAUAAAAGAAGCACGACCAACAACAGGCGAGGUGCUACUACAACUUAAGCAAGCACUAGAAUCCCAAGAGGAUUAUGAAAUAUGGGAGCCCAGAUUGCCUAAUGACUAUAAAGAAAUAAUCGAGAUGUCAAACUCUCGAGAGAUCUACUUAACUGAAAAGAAAAAGGCUCUCUACGACAUUCUCUCCAACGGAAUCCUCCUUCAAGAAGGCAAAACGUUGCUUACACUAUGCGAUAAUGGAGAAAGAAAUGAAAUGAUAUCAGCCAAAACGUUUUCCUACAUAAACCCUUCUCUACAUAGAUGGUGUUCCAUUCCAGAAUCAAGGUUUCAGGUAGUAGCUGAGAUGUUAGACAUAUUGAAUCUGAAGAUCAAAAUCAACACAAGAAUGCAAUUUUUAUCACCAAAUGUCAUUUAUGGGGUUUAUUUAGUCUUCAAAUUUUGUGAUCCGAGAAAAAUUUCAAGUAAACCUUUAUUUUCAGAGGUGAUUGAGCUUUUACCACAACAAGUCUUUCGCAUCAAUUGCAAGAUUGAAAAUCAAAUGUUGUCACGAGAUAUAGAAUAUGUGUGUUACCUUGUGUUCAAGAUCUCGAAAAAAUGUCACGGGUUGCAUUGUCCGGUAAAAGUACGAGAUCUACUCCACUGGUCUGAUGAAGAGGCUGAAAUUCUUUACUUUAGAACCCCAAGACCAUGGAAUUUACAUGAUACUAAUCAAGCUCCAAAACAAAGAGCAGAUGGAUGGAUGGAGGUUAAGGCGUGGAAAUUAAACUUAAAUCAUGAAUUCAAAGAUGAUCAUUUUCAUGUGAAUUUGAGAUUGAUUAGUUAUGAAGGAACUAUGUCCGGCCUUAUUGUAUGUGGCCUUGAGUUUCGGCCCAUGUAAGAGUGAG
Molecule: messenger RNA, 1873 nt
Organism: Lactuca virosa
Lineage: Eukaryota; Viridiplantae; Streptophyta; Magnoliopsida; Asterales; Asteraceae
Source: the annotation of a GenBank genome assembly